Molecule: messenger RNA, 5549 nt
Organism: Leopardus geoffroyi (Geoffroy's cat)
Lineage: Eukaryota; Metazoa; Chordata; Mammalia; Carnivora; Felidae
Gene: KCNK6
Product: potassium two pore domain channel subfamily K member 6
Exons: 3
Coding region: 272-1213 (313 amino acids)
Biological process (GO): stabilization of membrane potential; potassium ion transmembrane transport
Cellular component (GO): membrane
Molecular function (GO): potassium ion leak channel activity
Source: RefSeq, a predicted model, not a curated record
CGCCCCCUCCGCCCUUCCCGUCCCGUUGGACUCCUGGGUCCGGGAACGCGCGGCUCCGCCCUCACACCUGGCGCUGGGGCGUGCCUCAGUUUACCGGAGGCGGGGCGUUCCUCCACCCCCGCCCCCCUCCUUUUCCCUCUUCCUCUUCGGGGCGCUAGCAGCCGAGCCUCGGGCACUGCCGGAACUGAAGCUGGGCUCCUGGCGGCCCGGAGGCGGGGGCCACGUCAGCGGGGCGGCGGGGGCCGUGCGAGCGCCGGUCGCGGCGGGCGCCAUGCUGCGGGGCGCACUCCUGGCCGGCGCCCUGGCGGCCUACGCCGUGUACCUGGUGCUGGGCGCGCUGCUGGUGUCGUGGCUGGAGCGGCCGCACGAAGCUCGCCUCCGGGCCGAGCUGGAGACGCUGCGCGCGGAGCUGCUGCGGCGCAGCCCGUGUGUGGCCGCCCCCGCCCUGGACGCCUUCGUGGAGAGGGUGCUGGCGGCCGGACGGCUGGGACGCGCCGCUCUCGCCAACGCUUCGGGGCCCGCCAACAACUCCGACCCCGCUUGGGACUUUGCCUCCGCUCUCUUCUUCGCCAGCACGCUGAUCACCACCGUGGGCUACGGGUACACAACGCCGGUGACCGAUGCGGGCAAGGCCUUUUCCAUUGCCUUUGCGCUCCUGGGCGUGCCGGCCACCAUGCUGCUGCUGACGUCCUCGGCCCAGCGCCUGUCACUGCUUCUGACCCACGCACCCCUCCUCCGGCUGACCACGCGUUGGGGCUGGGACCUCCGGCAGGUGGCCUGCUGGCACCUGGUGGUCCUGCUGGGAGUCGUACUGACCACCUGCUUCCUGGUGCCGGCUGCCAUCUUCGCGCGCCUCGAGGAGGGCUGGAGCUUCCUGGACGCCUUCUACUUCUGCUUCAUCUCUCUGUCCACCAUCGGCCUGGGUGACUACGUGCCCGGAGAGGCCCCUGGCCAGCCCCACCGGGCCCUUUACAAGGUGCUGGUCACAGCCUACCUCUUCCUGGGCCUGGUCGCCAUGAUGCUAGUGCUGCAGACUUUCCGCUACGUGUCUGACCUUCACGGCUUCACGGAGCUCAUCCUGUUGCCCAGUCCUUGUCCCGCCAGCCCCGGCGAGGAUGAGGACGAUCGGGUGGACAUCGUGGACCCGCAGCCGGAGUCGCAGCAGCAGCUGGCCGCCGGCUCCCACGCCGACUACGCCUCCAUCCCCAGGUAGCCGAGGCCGGGAGGACCUGGCCCGUGGCCGAGGGGGGCCACGUGACUGGCGCUGCCGUCCUGGACCGUCCGCGAGCGCGUGCCCGAGCUCUCGAGGCACUGCCACCGGCCGGCCGUCCUUUGUUUGACGUGUCCCUGUCCCAGGUUCCACCGCCACCGCCUCGUUCUCCCCCCCACGCCCCAUCUCUCACUCCCCACACCCUGGGCUUUCUGGCUUCCCUCUCACUCUCCUUGUGUCUCAUUCUUUUACUGACUCCACCUGCCUCUCCCUCAGCUGCUCAUCACCUGCCAGUCCCAGCAGGCUCUGGGCUCAGACCUCAUUUCGGGCACUCCACUGGUCACUACACUGUGGGCAAGUGGCUGCCCUUGUCUGAGCUCGGAUGUCCUCGUCUAGUCAAAUGGAAACGAUACGUCCACUCAUCCCCAACCCCCUCCCGUGAGCAGGCCCCAGGCUGAGCGGUGCUAGGGACACUGCAGUGGUUGAGAUGGCCCCGGGCCCUCCUCUCACGGGUUCCUAGUCCAGCGAGGUAGACAGACCUGUCCCCACACAGUGACGACCCAGAAUAGGCAGGACUGCGGUGGGGGAGGCAGGGUGGCCGGCAGCGCAUUCGAGAAGGCCCGGGCAGAGCGGGCAGGGCUGAGGUGGAUGGAGGAAGCACGGGGACUCUGCCCGAUCCAGCCCGCAGGGUCAGGGAGAUCUUUCUAGAAGAAGGGUUAACAACUCGGCCCUGAAAUCUGAGGAGUAGUCAGGGGAAGAAGGUGGACCUUGUUUUAUCUCAAGUGUCCUUCAGGAGCAAGACCCAUGUGGCGAGCGUGGGGGUUGGGCCUGCGCCAUAGAACCCUCCUCAGCAGCCUGGCAGGCAGGAAGCUGAGACAGGAUCCGAAUGGCACGGACGCCACUGGAACAGCUGUUCCCGUUUCCCGGGCACUGACUGCGUGAGUACCCUGGGCUCUGGAGCCAGCCUGCUUGGGCUCAGACCCCAACUCAGCUGUGUCGUGCCUCUGUCCUCGGGCAGUCACUUCACCUCUGUGAUUCUCACUUUUCCUCAUCUGUAAAAUGGCAAUGAUAGCAGUAAUUACUCUGAAGAUGACUUCACAGAGGCUGCCGUGUUAUUAUGCUGUGACGCUUUCUUUGGCCAGGUUCCGUUCAGGGUUCUUUACACACGAGGAAGAUGAUGUCAUCAUCCUUUUCCACAGAUAAGGACACUGAGGCACUGGGCGUGGAGGUCCCUUGUCUUAGACAUAGAGCUGGGAGGGGACUGAUUUUCUGUAUACUGCCCCCAGAUUUGCCUCCUUCCAAGAUGGUACAUCAGUCAUAGUUCUUGGCGCCACAGGCCCUUCUACUCAACUGUUACCUCUACCAAGCCCCAUGGAGGUUACAGAAGGGAUAGGGCGUUUGAGCUGGACCUCGAUAGCAUUCAGGAAGAGAGGACACUUGGAGGCAUUCCAGGCAGAAGGAACCAUGUGUGUCUAGAGGGAGGAAAGCAUGUCAAAUAUCAGCUCCUGGCAAGUGGUUUACUCCAACUGGACUAUGGGGUGAACGGGGGAAGGAGAGGAGGAGCGGUGGACCUGCGUGCAUCUUAAGUAUCCUUAAAUGACCAGCUUGGGAACUUGGCGUCUUUCUCGAGGGUACUAGAGAGCCAUGGAAGGAUCUUGAGCAGGAGAGGGCUAUGGUUAGGUUUGGGCUUUAGCUGCUAUGUGGAGGUGGACCAGAAGGGGAAGACUGGGGCCGGGGGCACAGGGGAGGCUGGGACAGGAACGGAGCGGGAGAUGAUGGGGCUGGGCAGGGCUGAGGAAAGGGGGAGACGGGCAGUGGAGGUCAUGCUCCGGAGGCCAAGUGGACAGGCCUUGUGUAGACCUUACAGGCUUGGGAGGGACAAGGCCAGGCAAAGACCCCAGGAUGGUUACCUGCCCCUGAGAUGGGAACCUGGGAGAAGACAACAGGUUUGAGGGGAGACACUGAGGCUUGUUUAGAACAUGGUGGGUGUGAGGGGCUAAAGGGACAUCCAGAGGAAGGCAUCAGAAGGUCACAGGAACCUCUGGGCAGAGCCUUAGGGUGUGGUUGAGGCUGGAGACAGAUGGGGGAACCGAGGCCCCGAGUGUGGGUGUGGCAGCCAUGGGUGGGAGGAAGAGAGAAGACCCACCUUGAGAAGUCAGCCUUUGGGUAUUUAUAUAUUCAUGUCAGUAAGGAAACGCUUCGGAUGAGCACUGGGCAUUAUAUGGAAGUGAUGCAUCACGAAAUUCUACUCCUGAAACUAAAUUACACUUUAUGUUAACUAACUAGAAUUUAAAUAAAAACUUGAAACAUUAAAAAAAAAAAAAAAAAAGUGAGAGCUUUGGGCCGCAGGUAACAAGAUCCUGACCAGCACUGGCUGAAACCAUGAGAUGAUUUCUAUUGCCCAUCACCAGAGUUGGGGAGAGCUCUGGGCAAGAGACAAUCCACAGCUCCAGGAGGGUCUUGGGGCCCUAGGUUCCCAAUCUCCUUGUUCAGCAGCCCUCAGCUGAAGACUUGGCUCCACUUGGGCUCUUCUCAUGGCCCCAAAGUGACCGCCACAGGUCUGGGCAUCACAACCAGACACAAUAACUUUUAGUGCAAGAAGAGGGGGGCAUCUCUCCCAUAUUGUCCCUUUGGAAGCAAGGAAAUCUUUUUCCAAGUGCGUCUCCCCAAAGACUUCCUCCUCUCUCUCAUUGGUUAAAAUUAGCUCACCUGCCCAUUCUGAACCAAUCAUUGGCCAGAGUGACGGAACCACCAUGAUUAACUUGGAUGCCUCAGGAUUCCCCUGCCACCUGAAACUGGGGCUGGGGCUGAGAUUUUGGUCUGGAGGCUGGUGAAUGUGGGAACAACACUAGGCUUCUUCUUCUUCUCUUUUGUUGUUUAUUUAUUUUUGAGAGAGAGAGAGAGAGCAGAACAUGAGCGGGGAUGGGGGGCAGAGAGAGGGGGACACAGAAUCUGAAGCAGGCUCCAGGCUCUAGGCUCUGAGCUGUCAGCACAGAGCCCAACCCAGGGCUCAAAUUCACGAAUUGUGAGAUCUUGACUCGAGCCAAAGUCGGACGCUUAACCCACUGAGCCACCCAGGCGCCCCGCACUGGGCUUCUAUUAGAAAGGCAGAAGGGGGAGAAUGGGCAGAUGUUGAUUAACUGGCAGUCAGGGUCAUCAUGUACAAUUAGGCAGGUUGGGAACGACAUAAGGGAUGUCGGAUGGCAGAGUGGAAACAAACAGGGGCUGAAGUUCAAGGCUGAAGAUGACCGAAAGGGGCUUCUUUUUCUAGUUAACAUAAAGGCCCCAUAUGGCAAGCAGUGACCCUUUUUUUCCUUAAUGUUGGUUUAUUUUUGAAAGAGAGGGCAUGAGUGGGGGAGGGGCAGAGAGAGAGGGGGACGGAGGAUCUGGGGCGCGGGGUGGGGGGGGGGGCGGCGGGGACAGCGCAGGCUCUGCGCUGACAGCAGAGAGCCCAAUAAGGGGCUCGAGAGAUCAUGACCUGAGCUGAAGUCAGAUGCUCAACCGACUGAGCCACCCAGGCGCCCCAGCAGUGACCUUUCAACUGGUGUCCUCACACAAGAGGGAGGAGCUUACAAAGGAGACAGAAAAAGGAGACCCAUAGAGGAGUAGGAAAACCAGGAGGGUAGGGAGAAUCCAUAAGAGAUGAGAGACAUUUAAAGAGAAUUCACCAUUGUCCAAUUAUGCUAAAAAGUCUAAAAAGUUACACAAGAUUGUUUUAAUAACAGUGAUAGAAAACCCCUAGGAUUUACUAUGUGCAGGGUGCUGUUCCAAGCUCUUGAUACAUAAUUUAUUUAACCUUCUCAGCAACUCUAUUAGGUACAUUUUCUACAUGUGACAGUGGAGGAAAGGAGGCUCAGAGAGGUUAAAUAGCCUGCCCAAGGUCACACACGGCGGGGGGGGGGGGGGGGGGGGGGGGAAGCGUAGGCUAAAAAUUCAAAAGGUACAAAAGAGUGUGCAGUGGAAAGUCAGUCUUUCUCCUACACCCAGGCUGUGUUGACCGAUUUCUCAGGCCUUCUGGGCAAAUAGCAGCAGUAUCCAUGUGUGUGCAUGUGUGUCAUUUAUUUUUUCCUUCACUCUAUUCAGGUGGUACCUAGUAUGAUAAGGUGGUUAUAACUGCAGACUUUACAGGCAGAGUCCCUGGGUAUAAGUCUUAACUCUGUCACUCUCAAGCUCUGUGACUUUGGGCAAGUGAUUUCACCUCCUUGUGCCUGAGUUUGCUAAUCUGUAAAAUGGGAUGAUAACAGCACCUACCUCAUGGACUUCUUAGAGAGUUAAGCAACUUAAUAUCUGUAAAUCUCUCAGACUAGUGUCUGGUGCUCAAUAAAUUGUUGACUAAUGA